AUGGCCCCGCCCGAACACCCGUUCCCAGUCAGCGCCCUCGACCAGCGCCUGCACUACCGCACGGUUGAGUUCAAGGAGAAGAGCAGGAAACUCGGCGGCGGGUUCGACCUGCAGCGGGACUGCGAACUGCUCGAGCUGGUCCAGUACAGCUGCACCACUCCCGAGCAGCAAUACCAGCGGACCCUGGCCAGUCCGACCGGGACCGCGCGCAUGGAAUGUUUUCCCUUUGUACGGCUGUUCAGAAAAUGUCAGGAAAAGAAUGGCAAGGUGUUCCACGUCGAAACCACGGCAUGGGAGGGCGAACAUGCCUGGAAGCCGAGCGCAGGGACAACGAACAAUGACACCACAACCGCAACCGCAACAGGUGGCAUAGAACCAACGGCCGAAGCAAAUGCAUUCGCCAACUAUGGCAACUAUUUCUGGGCCCGAAAAUGA
Molecule: messenger RNA, 435 nt
Organism: Capronia epimyces CBS 606.96
Lineage: Eukaryota; Fungi; Ascomycota; Eurotiomycetes; Chaetothyriales; Herpotrichiellaceae
Exons: 2
Coding region: 1-435 (144 amino acids)
Cellular component (GO): mitochondrial inner membrane peptidase complex
Source: RefSeq, a predicted model, not a curated record